This is a messenger RNA of Vespula vulgaris, 3341 nucleotides long. Its product is annotated as transmembrane protein 62-like. Lineage: Eukaryota; Metazoa; Arthropoda; Insecta; Hymenoptera; Vespidae. Gene Ontology annotation, molecular function: hydrolase activity. The transcript is spliced from 13 exons. The coding region runs from base 387 to 2372 and encodes 661 amino acids. The record is from RefSeq and is a predicted model, not a curated record.
UCUACUACACAAUCGUAUUACUAUCGACUUACAGAUCAGCUGUAGGGUGUAGAUUUGACGCACGUAAGUCGUAAUGUAAAACUGUCAGGGAACAAUUGCAACGGAAAUAAAACUAUAAAAUUUUAAAUAUUUCAAUUGUCUUCCUCAAAAAAUAUAUAAACUGAUUUAUUGAAUGUAUCAACGAUUAUAACCUAUGCGAAUGUAAAUCUAAAACAGAUUUGCUUACUACAAUAUACUCCAGGUAUCUUGGUCUGGACAAAGCACUUUUGUGGAAUUUUAUAUGAUAAGUACAUAGUCACCUGAAGUUAAUAUUCAAAACAGAGUAAUUAUUACACAGAAUUAAGUAUCAGAACAAAUUAGGCCUUAUUCCUUGGGCUCUUCUUGAAAUGAAAAUAGCUAAAUCAACCGUGGCUCUUCUAAUCUUUGUAUUAAUGUUAUCAAUUUUUGUGGCAAAUGUUGCCGAUCUAAUUAAUGUUGAUUCUCAUAUAUCAGAUAAUACCUUAUCAUGCAAAGGCACAGAAACGGAAUGGCUACAACCAAAGUUAUAUCAAAUUAGGGAAUCACUAGAUCAUUUAAUAUGGUUUAUACAGAUAACAGACAUACAUAUAAGUAUAUUUCAAGAUCCUGGAAGGAUAAUAGAAUUACAAGAAUUUUGCAAUGUAACAGUAAAAUCUAUUAUGCCUUCAGUUGUCCUUGCAUCAGGUGAUUUAACUGAUGCAAAAAGUAAAGAUAAAAUGGGUUCUAAUCAAAUAUUACAAGAAUGGAAAUAUUACAGAAGCAUAUUAGAAAAUACAAAUGUUAUUGAAAAAACUUUAUGGUUAGAUGUUAGAGGAAACCAUGAUAAUUUUAAUGUUGUUAGUCUUGAAUCAAAAAAUAAUUAUUAUUCAAACUAUUCUAUCCAAGGGAAAAAACAUCCAAAAUCGUAUAUAUAUAAAGUGACUAUUGGAUCUGAAAUAUAUUCAUUUAUUGCUAUUGAUGCUUGUUUGAAACCUGGCCCAAAGAGACCAUUUAAUUUUGUUGGUGUUUUGAAUGAACAAGAAUUAAAGAAGAUACAAGAAUUAGUAAAUAUAUCUAAAGAAAAUAAUGCAGAUUAUAUCGUGUGGUUUGGACAUUAUCCAACCUCAUGCAUAUUAUCUCAAUCUGAUACUAGUAUCAGAAAUAUUAUAGGUAGAUAUAAAGAAAGCAUGGUGUAUUUAUGCGGUCAUUACCAUACUCUUGGUGGUUCAGUUCCAAAUAUGUACACAACACAGCAAGCAGGAUUUCUUGAACUAGAAUUGGCGGAUUGGAAAGACAAUAGAAUGUAUCGCCUUGCAGCAAUAGAUCAUGGACAGUUCUCAUUUAUUGAUAUAAAACAUCAAGAUUGGCCUGUAGUAUUGAUUACCAAUCCAAAGCAUGCUCUCUAUAUGAUGCCUCGAAAAGAAAAUGUAAAUUCUAUUAUUAAGUCAACACAUAUAAGAAUAUUAGCAUUUUCAACAGUACCAAUAAAAAGUGUGGAAGUUCAAUUGAAUAAUAAAUCCUGGUUACAAUGCAAGUACAUAAAAGGACCACUGUAUGUUGUAAAAUGGAAUGCUUCAGAGUAUAGCAAUGGAAUUCAUCAUAUUCAAGUUCGUGUAAUAGAUGAAAAAGGCAGAGAAAAGAUUAUUGUGCAACCUUUUUCACUUGAUGGAACGCGAUUAUCUUUUGGUUUUCUACCUAGACUGAUUCUUAUGUCUAAUGUCAGCCGUAUUUUUCAGUUCCUGUUUGGAAGUGUACUUGCAUUAAUAGUAGCACCUUUGUGUGUAUUUCGAUUUCUUCAUAUACUUUGUGAAGCAAAGCGUAUGUCACGUCCAAGGAUACGUGUAAAAUUUUUCCGCUGGUGGAUUAGGAAAUUAUGGAUAUUAUCUACCAUUGAUCGUUUAUUUUUCCCUUUGGUCCUUUAUGCUUUAUAUUUAAUUGUUGGUCCAUGGGCUAUUGGUGAAGUGAUAGAAAAUCAUAUAGGCAUAAUAUUUGCAUGGGGAACAUUUGUUGGAAAUUCAUUUUUGCCUGGUGCUUUUACUUAUGCAUAUGGAUUUUUCCAAUUAUUUUCUUUUCAUUUACCUCUUAUGUUAAUUUUGGCUCAUCAAGCAGAUAAAAGGUUGCAAAACACAGAAGGAACAUACAAAAAAUCAUCUAAAAUUUGCUUGCUUUGGCAACAUUUACCAAUUAUAUUAUUGAUUAUAAUGCAAAUAAAUAUGGCUUACUUUUUCUGGCUAGCAUAUGGAACACUUGCUACUAUUUUAUGUCCUUUGAGGACAUGGAGUGUUUUCUUAGCAUUAAUACUAUGGUAUCAGGUUAAUGCAAUGCCUCAAGCAUGCUUUAGAUCAGCAUUAUCGAUAUGGUCUGGCCAUGCUUGACUUGUACAAAAAAUUCUUAUGAAAUGUAAGUACAGAAAAUAAUAACAAAUGAAGGAAUUUAUCAUUUGCAACAUUAUACAAUUUAUGUUAUUAUUUACUAUGAGACUAAUAAGCAUUACUCGCAAUGCGAGAUAAGUAUUAUUUAAGAAACACAAUACAAAUGGUAUGUUAUCAUUUGUGUCUCAAUUGUAAAGAACUUGACUAGGAUUAACUUAUCCAUUCAAUCACUUGUUAUGCAUUUGUAAUUUUUCAUAAAUAUUUCUAUUUAUGAGUUAUUCGUACAAAUAGUAUAAAUUAUCUAUUUAUAAUUAAUGAAAAUAUUCAAUCUUGAAAUGCAAUAAAUAUAGACACACAAUACUUUUAUUUAUAUAUUUGAUAUGUGAUAUGUUUUAGAAAAAGGAUAAAUUAUUCUAGGAAUUAUAUCCACCAUUCUUCUCUCAUUACUUCUAAAUAAUAUGUAAUUGAUGCAAUUAUUAAGUAUAUAAUUGCAAAUCCUGAAUAUCAUUAUUCCAUUUAAUGCAAGACAAAUCAUCUUCCUUAAAAAACAAUCUUAAUUAAUACUAUAUAUUUUUCUACAUCUAACUGUAUAUUAUUAUAUAAUAUACUAUGUAACAUUACUUUUUUUUUUCUAAAUUAUAGAACUUAGAAUAUAAUUAUUCUAUAUGUUAAUGUAGAAUAUGUGAAGUGCCAUCAAUGAUAUUACUGGAAUUAUCUGUGUCAUAUAUUUAUUGUAAUAUAUGAAUAAGUAGCAUGAUGUAUAAACAAUUUAAGAAUAAUGUCUAUAUUCUGAGACAGUAUAUAGACUUAUUUGGAAUAUAUUUAAUACUAAUUUUAUCUUAACAAGUACUAUCAUUAUUAUUAUUACAACUGAUGGUACUUUUCAUAUAAUAAUUAAAAAAGAUUGCUGUGCUAUGUAAAAAAGAAGUAUUGCUACGUAUGUGCCAAUAAAUGUUGUAGAUACAAUGACAA